Messenger RNA from Papaver somniferum (opium poppy), 1319 nucleotides. RefSeq names its product glyoxylate/succinic semialdehyde reductase 1-like. The transcript has 8 exons. Bases 134 to 1033 code for a protein of 299 amino acids. The record is from RefSeq and is a predicted model, not a curated record. Gene Ontology annotation, molecular function: 3-hydroxybutyrate dehydrogenase activity; NAD binding; NADP binding. Lineage: Eukaryota; Viridiplantae; Streptophyta; Magnoliopsida; Ranunculales; Papaveraceae. Gene Ontology annotation, cellular component: cytosol.
GGCCCACAAUCAUGAAAUGAGCGACUGAGAGUCUGAGAGAGAGAGACAGAAGCAGAAACCUCACUCACUCUUUUUCCUUCUUUUUUUUCUUCUCAUUUUUGCGGGUGUGAGAAAAGAGGCAGCAAAAAGAAAAAUGGAGGUUGGAUUUCUAGGGUUAGGGAUAAUGGGAAAAGCAAUGGCUAUGAAUCUUCUUCGACAUGGUUUCAAAGUCACAGUCUGGAACAGAACCCUCUCUAAAUGUGAAGAGCUUGUUCAUUUUGGUGCUUCCAUUGGAGAAACCCCUGCAGCAGUAGUCAAGAAGUGCAAGUACACCAUAGCAAUGUUGUCUGAUCCUUCUGCUGCACUCGCGGUAGUUUUUAACAAGGAUGGGGUGCUCGAGCAAAUCUCUGAAGGAAAAGGUUAUAUUGACAUGUCUACAGUUGAUGCUGAUACUUCAAUCAAAAUUAAUGAGGCAAUUCUACAAAAAGGCGGUACUUUCCUCGAAGCUCCAGUAUCUGGUAGCAAAAAGCCAGCCGAAGAUGGUCAAUUAGUCAUUCUUGCUGCCGGAGAUAAGGCACUUUAUGAGGAAGCAAUUCCAGCUUUUGAUGUCAUGGGGAAGAAGUCCUUCUUCUUGGGACAGGUGGGAAAUGGAGCGAAAAUGAAGCUUGUUGUUAACAUGAUAAUGGGCAGUAUGAUGAAUGCAUUCUCGGAGGGACUUGUACUGGCCGACAGAAGUGGGUUGAGCCAGCAGAUCCUUCUUGACGUGUUGGAUUUGGGUGCCAUUGCUAAUCCAAUGUUCAAGAUGAAAGGGCCAGCUAUGAUUCAAAACAAUUACUCCCCUGCUUUUCCUUUAAAGCAUCAGCAGAAGGACAUGAGGCUGGCUCUUGCUCUCGGUGAUGAGAACGCAGUAUCCAUGCCAGUAGCUGCCGCUGCCAAUGAGGCAUUCAAAACCGCCAGAAGCCUGGAGUUGGGUGACUUCGAUUUUUCAGCUGUACUCGAAGCAGUUAAGGUAUCAAGGGAUUUGGGUAACGUGAAACAUGCAAGUACUCAAUAAGAUGGUGUACCCACAAGAGAUCUACAAAAGAUGAAAUCGUAGUCAUUGUUGUGUUGCUUAAAAGCUGUGCACUUGAAGUUUAUCUUCAAGAUCAUUGAUUAUAGUGUAAAAAUUUCUCUCUCGCCCUUAGAAAAUUAGGGUGUCAUAGCAGCAAAUGAUCAUCAAUUUCAUACAAGAAAUGUGCUUAUCCUUUUUUUUUUUAUGCUCAAUACAAUCUUCUCUGUGUUUCCACUUUUAAAAGGGUAAAUUCCUAAGUUCUUGAAUCGUAUUACCUUUCAAACUUGCA